Pochonia chlamydosporia 170 is the source of this 927-nucleotide messenger RNA. RefSeq names its product DExH-box splicing factor binding site domain-containing protein. Gene Ontology annotation, biological process: mRNA splicing, via spliceosome. Gene Ontology annotation, cellular component: spliceosomal complex. The transcript has a single exon. The record is from RefSeq and is a predicted model, not a curated record. Lineage: Eukaryota; Fungi; Ascomycota; Sordariomycetes; Hypocreales; Clavicipitaceae. Bases 1 to 927 code for a protein of 308 amino acids.
AUGUCCGAACCACCCAAAGGCCGAAUAGCCAUAAAAUUCGGCUCAACCGCCUCCCAAAAAACCUCAAAACCAUCCCGCACAGCACCAUCCUCAACCCUCGGCAAGCGGCCGCGCUCGCACGCCCUCGGCGCAGACUCCGAUUCCGAACCAGACAAUGACCACCACCACCAGAAACACGAAGCAAUAACCGGCUUUGGCGCCAACGGCGCAGAAUCAAAACACAAGAAACAAGUCCCCAAGAAGGAAUACGUCAUCGCGAAACAAGCAAACCGCGACUGGAGGGGCGAACUCAAAGCGCAGCGCAAACCCACCAACCAAGACCAUGAAUCGACGGACAGAGAGCCUGCCGAUCAGGAUAAAGGUCUAACAUGGGGCCUUACCAUUAAAGAAAAGACAGAUCAACCUACGCCGGAACCUCAUGAAUCCCCAGAGCCAGAAACAGCGCCAAAGCCCCGAUCAGCAGAUGAGGAAGCCCUCGACGCACUACUAGGCAACAAACCCAAGGAGACAAAGGUCAUCACCACAGAAGACGAUGUAUAUAAGCGGGAUGCUGAGGCCGCAGGCGUAGCAUCCACAUUAGAAGACUACGAGGCCAUGCCAGUCGAGGAAUUUGGCGCGGCUCUCCUCCGAGGAAUGGGAUGGGACGGGGAGCACCGCGGCCCAAAGGUCAAGGAUGUGAGGAAGCGGCAGAAUCGGCUGGGUCUGGGGGCGAAGGAGCUGAAGGGUGUGGAAGAUCUGGGCGGCUGGAACCAGGGGAGUAAGAAGAGGAGGCCGCGGUUGGAUGAGUAUAGGCGGGAGGAGAGCAAGAGGAAGGAGGGGAGAGGGAGGGAGGAUAGUUAUAAGAGGGAGAGGGAGAGGGAUCGGGAACGAGAUCGGUAUAGGGAUGAUAGGGGUAGACAUAGAGAUGAUCGGGAUAGGAGGCGGUGA